CGACUGUUAGAAUACUGUACUCAAUGGGGCUGGCGAAGUCCCGUGUACUCAAUUGUGUCGGAUCGAAGAGGCAACGCUAACACCAUCGCAGGCGGCCGCACUGCUUGGUCGUCCUCGGUAGAAGUGCAAGGAACGAAGUUUAAUGCUCGAUUCUGGUACGACGGUGCCUUUGUCGAGCAGAGCAAGGAAGACUGCGCAGAAGUGGCUUUA
Eremomyces bilateralis CBS 781.70 is the source of this 210-nucleotide messenger RNA. RefSeq lists its product as uncharacterized. The annotation marks the transcript as partial. NCBI's taxonomy places the organism in Eukaryota, Fungi, Ascomycota, Dothideomycetes, Eremomycetales, Eremomycetaceae. The record is from RefSeq and is a predicted model, not a curated record. The transcript is spliced from 2 exons.